Molecule: messenger RNA, 1941 nt
Organism: Spinacia oleracea (spinach)
Lineage: Eukaryota; Viridiplantae; Streptophyta; Magnoliopsida; Caryophyllales; Amaranthaceae
Product: 5'-adenylylsulfate reductase 1, chloroplastic
Exons: 5
Coding region: 177-1568 (463 amino acids)
Molecular function (GO): phosphoadenylyl-sulfate reductase (thioredoxin) activity
Source: RefSeq, a predicted model, not a curated record
UCAAUGAACCUUGAUCACCCCCUUCUUUUCUCGCCCCCCAUUUAUUUCUCCCCUCCAUUCCCCUCAACAAAUCAACAUUUACCAGGAAAAAAUAUUCAUACCACCAAACUCAUAAACCUCCAUUUCUCCUCAACAAUUUCAAAUUCAAUCCUACACAAAGAAACAGAUUGUUAAACAUGGCAUUGGCUGUUACAUCUUCUCUCUCCUCCGAGCUCAAAGCUCCAAGCAUCGGAGUAUUCCAAGAUCGACAAUACCAGAACCUUACGGCUACGAUCAGUCUAACAACGCGGCGCGCUGGUUCAGCCGUGAAGCCGCUACGAGCCACCGCCGAGUCGCGGAGGAGUGACUCGGUUGUGCCACUCGCUGCCACCACUUUCGCCGCUCCCAAAACUGAGGAAGGCGUGAAAGAGGAAGUGACAUUAGUGGAAGAAGAAGAGAAUUUUGAGGAUUUGGCUAAAGAGCUUGCAAAUGCUUCUCCUCUUGAGAUUAUGGACAGGGCACUUGAAAAAUUUGGAGAUGAUAUCGCCAUUGCUUUCAGUGGUGCAGAAGAUGUUGCUUUGAUCGAGUAUGCCAAACUAACCGGCAGACCCUUCAGAGUCUUUAGCUUAGACACAGGAAGGCUAAACCCGGAAACAUACCGCUUUUUCGACGAGGUCGAAAAACACUACGGCAUCCGCAUUGAGUACAUGUUCCCUGAUUCUGUAGAAGUUCAGGGUCUAGUUAGGAACAAGGGUUUGUUCUCUUUCUACGAGGAUGGUCACCAAGAGUGCUGCCGUGUGAGGAAGGUGAGGCCACUUAGGAGGGCCUUGAAGGGUUUAAGAGCCUGGAUUACCGGGCAAAGGAAGGACCAGUCUCCUGGGACCCGAUCCGAAGUCCCGGUUGUCCAAGUGGACCCCGUUUUCGAGGGCUUGGAUGGCGGUGUUGGUAGCCUUGUGAAGUGGAACCCUGUUGCAAAUGUUGAGGGUAACAAUGUUUGGAACUUUCUUCGGACUAUGAACGUGCCUAUCAACUCGUUGCACGCGCAGGGAUACGUUUCCAUCGGGUGUGAGCCGUGCACCAGGGCUGUUUUGCCUGGACAGCACGAGAGAGAAGGGAGGUGGUGGUGGGAAGAUGCCAAGGCUAAGGAGUGUGGCCUUCACAAGGGUAAUCUUAAGGAAGAAAGUUCAGAGAAUCAGAAUGGUGGGAGUGCACAAGCGAAUGGUGAGGUUGCUGAUAUUUUCGAGUCGGAAAACUUGGUGACUUUGAGCAGGGCUGGAAUUGAGAACUUGAUGAAGUUGGAGGAUAGGAGAGACCCGUGGAUUGUCGUCCUCUAUGCACCGUGGUGCCAAUUCUGCCAGGCAAUGGAAGGUUCAUACCUAGAGCUGGCCGAUAAACUGGCCGGAAGCGGCGUCAAGGUAGGGAAAUUCAGGGCAGACGGUGAUCAGAAGGCGUUUGCCAAGAGCGAAUUGCAGUUGGGAAGCUUCCCAACCAUCCUUCUCUUCCCGAAACACUCGUCUCAGCCCAUCAAGUACCCUUCCGAAAACAGGGAUGCCGAUUCACUCUUGGCUUUCGUCCAAGCUCUCAGAUGAUGAUAACCCGACAUUAACAGUUCAUACAUUUCACAGAAGAAGGAAGGAAGUUGACUGAACCAAAGUUCAGUUUUACUGGACAUAAAUCCCACCGUCCCUUAAUGAUUCUAAGGGAGGUUCUUUUGUAGUCAAUAGGGAGCUACGUGAUGUCUUGCCUUUUGUUGUAAGUUGGAGAUGUCAUGUUUUAUAUUUAGCUUAUUUUCCUUUUUUUUUUUUUUUGAGUUUUGAUGGGAGAGGGUAUAAAUUUUUGGUGUUCAAGUGGGUGGUACUGGUGACUGGUGAGUGGUGAGGGCAUGUACAUUGUGAAGGGUUGUGUUAGGACCUCAUCUCGUGUAUCGGAAAAUCGACUAAUAAAAUCGGAGUUUUCUCGAAA